AUGGCACCAGAAACGGUCAACGCAGCCGGCGGGCGUCUUACUUUUCAAGAACAAUUGAAACUUAUUGAGCUUCCGAGUGUUGCCUACGAAGGAAGUUUGGUGAAGCGUUUCAUGAGCCAAAGAGCGGCAUACGUUCCUGGCAGCGAUCUGCCAGUCACUAACGGCUCUACUUCCGGAGGGUUGCAAACGUUCGUACAUAAAGCGGCUUAUGGAGGUCAUGUAUACAGCCAGGCUGGACUGGCGGCAUCAAAGACAUUCGCGAUGACUAGAGGGAAAACCCUUGGUGCUACAGCAUCGAGUAGUUUUGGAAUACAUACAAUUCACGGAUAUUUUUCCGAGGCAGGUCUCUCAGAUCGGCCGUUCAUCUACGAGGUCACUGUGAUUGCCGAAAACCGAUCAUUUCAUAAUUUCUUGGUCAAGGUCCGGCAACCAACAAGGCCGAGCGUGGGUGCAGAGGGUGAUCACUUUCCACUGGAAGACUCCGAGCAGACACUUGGCCCCGUUUGCUUCAGCGCCUUGGUCUCUUUUAGACCGGCUACAGCGUCACAAGUGAAGGUUCAGAGCCCUUCGGCGCAGACACGCUAUGCGGAGAUCCUGAGCUUACGACCAACCUGGGCUUGGGAUCCCGCACCGCUGGUCGAUAUAGCCGGUAUUAUAGCAGCCUUGGAGACUUCAAAAUUGGUGGGAACGUUCCCCAUCGUGGACAUGAGAAAGGUCGACAUGACGGCCUUCAACGAGGGUAAACCUCUUCACGAGAGACGUGAGCUCCUGCUCUACCGCCUGUUGGCGCCCCUACCCGAUGCAGACCCGGACGCGCACAUUUUGGCGCACGCAUUUGAGGCCGACAGGAAUGGUCUUCUGAUGAUUGGCAACCACGUUGGAUUGGGCUUCAGCUACGGCCGCGCGGCGAGCUUGAGUUACUCGUUCGUUGUGCAUGUUAACCCGUCGGAUGCUGUAAUGAAGUUUGGCGAGGAUGAGUGGUGGAUACAAGAAGCCAUCUUCCCGCGGGUUGAGGCCGGCCGAGGGAUCAUUAUGAGCAAGAUCUGGAGCCCCGGAGGAAUACACGUAGCUACAGAAUACCAGGACGGCAUCAUCCAGCGGCAGUUCAGACCGGGCGAGAGACAAGGUAAACUGUGA
Messenger RNA from Pestalotiopsis fici W106-1, 1137 nucleotides. RefSeq lists its product as uncharacterized. Gene Ontology annotation, biological process: acyl-CoA metabolic process; fatty acid catabolic process. The transcript is spliced from 2 exons. The record is from RefSeq and is a predicted model, not a curated record. NCBI's taxonomy places the organism in Eukaryota, Fungi, Ascomycota, Sordariomycetes, Amphisphaeriales, Sporocadaceae. Gene Ontology annotation, molecular function: fatty acyl-CoA hydrolase activity. The coding region runs from base 1 to 1137 and encodes 378 amino acids. Gene Ontology annotation, cellular component: peroxisomal matrix.